Molecule: messenger RNA, 2583 nt
Organism: Chlamydomonas reinhardtii
Lineage: Eukaryota; Viridiplantae; Chlorophyta; Chlorophyceae; Chlamydomonadales; Chlamydomonadaceae
Exons: 6
Coding region: 491-1774 (427 amino acids)
Source: RefSeq, a predicted model, not a curated record
CAUCGCGUGUAAACAGGGGUGUGGGCCCUAGCUAAUAGGGCGUCAUCGUGCACAAUAUUACGCGCAAAGUCACCAGGCGUGGUCCAUUACACAGGCGAACAUUCAAUUGGACAAAGAACUUUGCGACUGUGAGGAACUAACCGACGGCCCGACUUCCCCAAGGCCCAGGCAGGGUCCGCUACUCGCUUUCGAUUGACCCGUCAUGCACACGGGCAGAAGGCCCCCAGCGCCAGACCUAUACUUACACUGCAAGCAUCAUACACCUUGCGAGCGUGCAUCUCAAGCCAACAUUCUUUUGUCGAGCUGCACAAAGUUGUCUUACCUCGAGCUGCCAGACCGCGCACAAGGCUCAACUGUCUCAGUCCACAUUAGCUUUCAUUAAACGCCCAGCUGCGAACCAGCGUCUUGCCGCUCGCCUACGUUGCGCAGCGCAUUCGCCCGUUGCAGUGCGCGAGCCAGCCGUCUCUAAACGCCAGGACCAGACCCCAUUAUGAAUCAAGUAUUGGCAACAUCCCGCCCCUCCAGCGAGGCAAGUGACGCCAGCGUCACGGAUGACGCAUUUAGCCCCCAGGCCAGCAGCGUGCUCGCCUCGGCCUCCACGACCGUCAGCGAGGCGAGCAGCGAUGUGACGGAGGAGCAGAUUAAGUAUGUUCGGGCGCACUGCGACGUGUGCGCGGCCAGCGCUGACGACGCAACGGUGCGACGCUUCAUCCGGGCCACUGGCGGCAAUCUCGCAUUGUCCGUCAAGCGCCUGAACGCCACGUGUGCCUGGCGCGCGUCCGUGCGGCCGGAGCAGGUGGUGUGCCGCGCCUGCGUGCGCGACCCGCGCUCGCACUACAUGCACCUGUGCGGCUACGCAGCGGACGGGCGGCCCAUCAUCUACAGCUGCCUGGCAAACCCCACCAACAAGGUCUUCGAGGACAACAAGGCGCACAUGAUCCAGACCUUUGAGUGGGCCAUCAAAUGCAUGCCGCCGGGUGUGGAGCAGUGGAUCUGGGUGUGCGACUUCAAGGGCUUCGGCAUGGCGGACGUCAACCCCAAGCUGGCCAAGCUGUUCCUGGACAUCAGCGCCGAACACUAUCCGGAGCGGCUGGGCAUGUUCAUGAUUGUGGACGCGCCGUCGCUGUUCGGGCUGCUGUGGAAGGCCAUCCAGUCGUUUGUGGACCCCAAGACCUACAAGAAGAUCCGCUUCCUGCCCUUUGACUUCAAGGCCGGCGGUGGCAAGGGCUCGCUGCUCAAGGCGGAGAUGGAGCAGCACUUUGACCCGGUCACCACGGCCUGGCUGCUGCGCGAGAUGGCGGAGAACCGCGACAAGGCCAAGGUGCCUCUCAAGCCGUACAACUACUACAGUCUUCACCAGCAGGUGCUGUCCGGCGAGCUGUGCAGCGGCGGCGAGCACGCGCUGUGCCACCACGGCCACCUGGCCCUGCAGCUGCCCACGGCGCACGCGCACCACCAACACCAACACCACUCCGCGCACCAGCACGCACACAAGUCCGGCAGCAGCAGCGGUGCCGACGCGCACGCGGCCAGUGUGACGGCGGACUCCAGCGCGGCAGCGGCAGCGGCACCAUCCGCGCCGUCGCCGUCGCCGUCGGACACCAACAGCACCGGCAGCAGCCACCACUGCGGCGGGCCCUACCAGCCACACGUGCUUGCGGAGGAGGCGGGCCGCCUGCCGCACAACUACUGGGGCACGCCGGCGUUUCUGCACACGCUCAACGCGCGGCCAGAGCUGCUGCUGCCGCAGGCCAUUGCCACAGGCACUGUAUAAGCGAGUGCUUGUGUGUGGCGGCUGCGGAUGUCGCGUGGCUCGCGUGGCGAGGCGUGUGGUGAUGCGGGGCGUGCCGCGCCGUACGAGGUGAAGGACUGGAGGAAGGGGUGAAUUGAGGGAGAGGACAUAAGCGCGUGCGAAGCUUGGUUCGCGGUGUGCAGCUAGGUUGGCAUAAUGGUGACUAGUGACCACGUUUGAUUUGGACACACGCUACGAGCGGCAAGCGAUAAAGAUGAGAAAAGGCUUUGUUUGUAGGUGUGGGGCUUGGACUUGGGCUUGGACUUGGGCUUGGACUUGGGUUGUGCGGUUACCCUUUGCCGUGACAGCUUGCGUGACAGGUCAGUUGCCGCGGCGCCAGUGAUGUGUGUAUGCGUAGGUACUAGGUAGGACCUCGGAGCCUGAUUUAUAGACACGGUCUGCGACUUCCUUUGGAAGGAGCCAGACGUAUGUACCGAAUAACGUUGCGGGAAUGCAGCACACCUGAACAAACACACGAUGGAUAAAACUUUGGAUAGAAGUGUUGGCGUCUGAGUGGGUGGGGGCACGCUGCACGCACAGCAGCGUGCUCUUACAGAUCGCAACCCGUGUAUUUUUUACCUAUCACUAAGAUGAUUUGACGGCGUUCAUGGCGAUGGUACAGGGAGGGGGCGGCACAAACAAGGUCCCAGGGGCAACGUGCUGGGAAGUGCCGGCGUGGCCACCGAGCUGUGGACGCAGAUUGACGUAGGCACGGACGCAGGUGGACGCUGAGUUAUUUGCAGUAGAGCAAGUACUGGCGUACUGCUCAACUCAUGUAACCUCUGUGCAGU